AUGCAGAGCAGCUCAACGGGAGUGUGGCGGAGCCUUUAACGUUGAAGACAUACAUGUCACUGGCGCUGAUGAUCCACUGACAUCAGGCAUGUGGACCUGUAGGACUUUGACUGUCCAUGCUGAGUGAGCCCUGACAUGGUGCAACGUCUGUAGCUGUGCCACUCAAAAAGUCUGGCUGACCUCUGACCCUCUCACCAUGGACCACCGUCGAUCGCCCAGCGAUGGCUCACACUACAAUGUCAACGGUGCUUCUUACAGAACAUCUCACUCAGGGGGCAGAGUGGAUUUGCAGUCUCUGGCUGUGGAGGAGCAGGAGUCCAUUCAGUACUUGGAGGAGAUCAUCAACUCCUUGGAGAAGAGUCUGAAAGAGGAUGCACCAACCCCGGCUCAGGUCAGGCUACCUGAGAGCCGUCAAGACGACAGCUUGGAUGGAGCGUUUGCAAGUCCCAGUCCGAAGGCGCAUGUGGGUAUGACCUACCCUGAGGCCCGGAUGUCCGGCCCCAAAGAUGAUAUCAUAGAUCUAGUCAGGCCAGACCUGGUGCAGACCAAAGAACCAAGCUUCAGUCCCACCCAUCCAGAUUUUCAGAGUAAACUGUCAGUUCCUGAAAGCCACUUUGAUUUUAAGCCACGACAUGAACCAAUGGACAGCUUGUCUGCGGAGUACCAUCAUCUGCUUCCAAGUGGCACCAUGGGAACGACGGAAAACUCCUACCACCCUCCAGGAAGUAUCCCCACACCUGUCUUGAUCGCCCAGAAGAUAGCAGAGAACCAGGCAGGAGGAGCGUCUACCUUCAGUCCUUCCUCACUGCUGCGUCAGCAUAGCCCGGAGUCAGAGAAGCCCAGUGCUGAUGCACAUGCUCCCCCUCCUACUUCGGUAAAGCCUUCCAGAUUCCCUGCAAACAUCAGCAUGAGUGUUGGUAACAGAGAGCAACCCAGCCAGUCCCUUGCUAACGUGAACAUCCAUGAGCGAAAGGCUCAGAUGCUGGCAAACCUCUCAGGAACACAACAUCCAUUCCAAGAGGAGCUUCUGCAACCCACCGAGCCUAGAAAUACGCCGACUCGUAGUGUUUCCUUCAGAGAUCCUACUCCAGACAAGUCACGGAUGGAGGCGCUCUCAAAGUUGGGCCUGACCAGGAAUCGCGCCUUUUCUGGAGGUGCAACGCUGCUUACCGAUCCUGACAGUCCCUUGCGAGACAGCCCUGUCACUGCAGAUCGCAGUGUUAAGCCUGAGGAGCCUCGUGUCUCCCUACAUACAGAAAACACCACCAGUUUUCCAGAACCAAAUUUCCCUCCGCCGCCAGUCCAUGACAUUGAUGUUGAGACCACAACACAGGCAGGGAAAUCCGAUUCAUUCAAGCGACGGGACGAACGCAAGCCCCAAGGCAACCCCGCAUCCGCAGAAAGUACCGCUCCCGCUCUUUCAGAAGUCACAUCCCUAGAAUUUAACAGUUACGGGGGAAAAUCCAUAGUGGUCAAGCCUACCGCUUCAUCUAGGACCGAACCUGUUGCCUCUCCACCAGCCCAUGAUCCCAAACACCUCCCAGCAGGGUUGGCUAAGCCGUGCGAGUACAACUCCUAUGGCGGAAAGAGUAAAGUAAUGACCCCUGUUCCCGCUCCCAGAAGUGACCUUCCGGACAUACUCAGCUCACACAUCAACAAGAGUUAUACCCCGCCCCCCAAAUUAGACCCAACUCCCCCUGAGCUCAACAGCUACGGAGGAAAGAGCCGAACCAUCAUCCCUUCCGGUGGGUCAAGCCACCCUGCUAACAUCCCAACACGGACAGUGAAACCCCCGGCGCCAACCCCUGCUCCCAAACCCAACCGAAACACUUUCCACGGCACCCCCAGCAAGGCACCGGCACACAUGCCGCACACGGAUCACAAGCGCAGGAGUGGCUCGCUGUUCCGCCCCCAAGGCAUCACCGUGCAGUUUUCUGGACGAGGGGCCACGGAUGAAUCUCGAAAGGAGGCGCUGAGAAAACUUGGGUUGCUCAAAGAGUCUUAACACUCUGGAAAUGCAUUCUUUAGUCUGCCAAACCUGAAUCUCUGACAUCUGCCUUCUGGAGGUGGAGGUGUCAUGCUGGACAUUUUUCCAUUCGUGCCUGAGACUAAGGUGUGUUUGACGACAUAUCCAUUUACACAGGAAUGAAGCUCAAUCGAAUGAAAGACCUGUACAGCCAGUUUCGAAGAACCUGGCCUUCAGAAACUGUCAAACUUGUAUGACAGUGCUCAGCCUGCAAGUUUUACAUGACAUGUGUGUACGUUUUCAUACCGAUAGAGACGUCGCUCUGUCAUCUCAUGGCUCUGGCGUUUUCAUGUUCCUGACAUGAUCGUUGAAUCGCAGCCAAAGGAUGCAUAGAAUUAUCCCAGAAACAAAGCAAAGCAUUGAAUAAAGAAAAGGGCCCAAAAACUAACAGGGAAUUGAAUUUAAACUACAUAGAAAGUGCACUUCCACAGCACCUUUUACAGACAGAAGAGCGAGCUCCUCUGUCCACACAUGAUGCCACCUAAACAGUAUAUCACGAGGAAUCACAGUCCAUCUCUGACAGAAGCCUUCUAUCUGCUGUUUGUAUCUUACAUAUCAUUUUCAGAUCUCGUGGUAACAAAAGGCUGAAAACCAGUCAUUGUCAUCUCCAAAAAUCAAAACCUUUCUAACCAGCACUGACUUUACAUUUUUUACAACAAAAAAAAACCAUAAAGUUUAUACAAAGCUGAAUUUGUCCAUGUAUAAUGUAAGUUGUAUCUAUAUCACUGACAUUUUAUAUCAUUUUGUAUCAUGACUCUUACCUUUGUUACAUUGGGACUGUUUAUGUUUGCUAUUUUCGUGUCGUUAAAACAGCACAUAAAACUUGGUUUUUCUUACAAGCUUUGCAGAAAUGAAUCACUUAAGAUUCUUUAAAAAAAACAAACAAAAAAACUCUUAAGGUGGUUUUGGAAGACCAUUUUAUUUCCUUAGUUCCAUUUCUGAGUAAACACUGAGCAGAGAGAGUGAACUGAUCCGUAAGAUAUUUUUGAAACUCAAACCACACGGCCUGUGGUAUGCUUUUCUUUCAGAGGGAAUAUUUAAGGGCGAACUUAUACUUGGUAUUGUAUAUAACCCUAAAACCUCAGACUCUAGAGCUGGUGUAAUUUGGGUCUUUCUCUCCUGUUGUUUACAGUGUUUUUAAAAAUGUUGUAUCUACAAAUGUGUAAAUGUGUUUACAGUCAGGACUCCGGUUCCCUGUAGUUCAUCUACAGUCACUAUCGAAGGAUCUACAGUCUCACAGUGGAAUAUUUCAGCUGUGUGACGGUGUUGUUUACAGACUCCGGCUCGCUGUGGUUCACCCACGCUUAUUUUGAAGUAUCUCGUGGUGCAUACGGAUGGAAUAGAAAUAUAUUCUGUCAGUCCUUUUUCCUCUUCUCCAAAGAAAUGUACACUUACUACGUAUGGGCAAAACAAAGCUGUCGUCAAGUGCUGUCUCCUUUCUUUCUUUUCAAAAAGAACAAAUGUUUUUUUCUACUUGUUAAAGUUCUGUUAAUGAUUACAAAGAUCAUUGUUGUAUCUGUCCGACAGGGUUUCUUAGCAGGGACUCUGGAAUGUAAAGAAUAAACAAGCUGUUCAAUGAUUGUUCACGAGUGCUCAACGUUUUACCAACACGGACAUUCAAUAUGGGAGCUGAUUCGCUGGAAAAUCCAGCGUGCUGUGACGCAGAACCUCUCAGAUAGGUUGAUUUUUUUUACAAUGUUGUAGCCAUUUUUGGUUACGCUUCAGACUCGGGAACAUGUCCAUAA
This is a messenger RNA of Synchiropus splendidus (mandarinfish), 3771 nucleotides long. RefSeq names its product specifically androgen-regulated gene protein. NCBI's taxonomy places the organism in Eukaryota, Metazoa, Chordata, Actinopteri, Syngnathiformes, Callionymidae. The transcript has 4 exons. Bases 197 to 2005 code for a protein of 602 amino acids. The record is from RefSeq and is a predicted model, not a curated record.